AUGCAGUCUCCUGGUAUUUCCCCUGUAACUGAACAUCUUUCAGAGAGCGCGAGGCCUAGUUCGCCCUGGUCGUCGCUUUCUCAUGUUUUGAGAGCGCGUGGUCGAACGUUGUCCUCGUACACGUCCAAGAUCCCCGUCCUCGCUGGCUCGUCACGAUAUCAAGCUUUUCAAUUUUAUUCUGACAUUGGGGAUGACCAGAAGUCAGAGGGCGAUAUUCCGUUGAGAUUUGCAGACCCUCCCCCGACGCUCAAGGAGCUGCACAUUGAUGGACACAAGUUAAACCACCACCUUGAUCAAGAAAUAUCUGGAUUGGGAGACAAUGCGGAUGUCUGGGAAGAGUAUUGCAACGAAUCGGCGGUCAUAGACAGAGAACUCAUUUCAGAACUCAACGGAAGUUUGGAUGUACUUCUCAUCUUCGCUGGUUUGUUCUGCGCAGUGCUCGCAGCCUUGUUGAUAGAAUCGUACAAGCUCCUCCUGCCCAGCAACGAUGAUCAGUCUCUCGUCCUCCUCGAAAAUAUUCUUAUCACACUGCAUAACAAGACUGCGCCACAACUACCCAUGCAACAAGACUUCAGCCCAAAGCCCUACGCCGUGCGGGUAAAUACAUUGUGGUUCGCAUCCCUCGCUCUAGCACUUGGUGUCGCCGUGGAGGUGAUGUUGGCUAAACAAUGGCUCCACAAGUAUGGUGAAGGUCUGUCAAAUGUCCCUAGGCUUCGGACGCAGCUACGACAGUAUCGCUACGACAACCUGCGCCGAUGGGCUCUACCGGAAAUGGUCAACUUUCUCCCCACAUUACUUCAUCUUGCACUUGCCCUCUUCCUCCUCGGUCUCAUUGACUUCUUGUGGAAUCUCAACAUCUUCGUUGCAACUGUAACACUUUCAAUUUGCACACUGUUUGGCGGUAUAUAUGCCCUCCUCAUGAUACUCCCCCAUCUAUACACCGACUGUCCCUAUAAAACGCCCUUCUCUCGCCUGCUGGGCUUGGCAUAUUUUCGCAUCCGAACGGCAUUACACAACUUGCGAGGGGAUCACGCCGCACCUCCCAAGUUUGUGUCCUUGGAGCAAGCGGAGCAACAGGCUAUACAGGCUCGGCGGGAUGUCCUCCAAGCAAAGGCACUUGCAUGGCUCAUGACCAAUUCCCGAAGCACGCUCAUCGUAAAGACGGUCACCCGGUCCUUUGCGAGCUUAACGCCGGGCUUUACCGCAAUGUCAAUCCUUCGACAAGCGGGAGCAAUCCAGCGCGUAGCAGAGCAGUUUCUCUCGUGCUUCACGGAGAACAAAGUCUCCUCGUUUACCAGCGAACCGGCUUUUCGGUUUCAGCUAAACAAGGAGAAGAGUGAAGAAGCAGGGAUCUAUGCCCGAGCUCUUGUGGUUCUCACUGAGGGCCUACCAGCUACCCGCUGGCCUUUGAAGCCUCCCCGAGACCUCUUCCUGUACUCGGACGCGCUAGAUUCUGCAUUGGGCAGCCUUAUGAGCCAAACAGACGACGUGGAUGUCGUCAUGUACGCGAUUGCUGCGAGAGAACAUGUCUACCGCGCUGGACGGAAUCGCUUCCCAAACAAUCGAUCUCAAGCUCCCGCUCAUAGUCUGGGAGAACUCUUGGAUGUCACCAGGAAGGUUUCAGACGAUGAACUGAUCCCGAGUAUCAGUGGUGUCGUUUGCAUUCUUGACACAAUCCGACGCUGUGUCGAGGCUACGGCAUUGGAGCAGCGGUACUCUAUAUGGGAGGACUUUUCAGUGCCCCUGAUGCAGAUAUUAGAGGACACACCUCCAGAGUGCCGUGUGAGAGAAUCCCUUUCCCGGGUUCUAGCCUGCUUCGCCGGGCUGAGCCCUUCUCGCGAUUAUUCGGAUGGAAACGACCCGACAGAGCACCGGAUCAUUUUUGCGCUCUCCUCUCUUCUAGCCAUUACUGACCGUAAAAUGAAGCGGGAGGGUGAAGAAGAGAUGAUUGUGAACAUGAUCGCCGCUGCGUUGAGUGUCACGCUGGAGAGUUACAGCAGCUUCUUUGUUCAUUCUAUUCGACCGCUUAGCGAGCCUCUCGCCCUCCUUCUCCCUCUCAUAUCGACCUCGAAUUCAACAGAGGUUAAGAAAUCAUGCCUGGACAUGAUACGACAUGCGGACUAUACGGAUCUGCCACCAAACUCUUUUUCCUCUCUCAUGGGAAUUCUCAAAGAUUCUGCAUAUUCCGAACUUCACCCCAACCUUGCCCAGGUACUGGACAAGCACAUGCAAAAUCCUCACGUCUCACCCCACCUCGCUGACCCAGCCAUCCUUCGCAGCAUAAUUGCACUCUUGGCGGCAAAGCAUAUAGAGACCAGAGUGCAAGCGUCAAGUCUACUACUCGAAACGUGCUCCUCAGCCCUCAGAGCGGGUGGCAAGGCAGCUCAACGUGCAGCAUUAGACCCGCUCAUUAAAAGCGGUCUUCUCGAAGGACUUUCAAACUACUUCCGGGUAUGCACAGCAACUACAUCUACAGCAGAUGAGGCAGCCUUGCUGUAUGGUCGGGAAGACAAUUGGGUCCCGCGGUUGCUUACCUUGCUCGAUCUCUACCAGACCGAGAUCAUUGAGAGCGAGGUAAUGGAAGCAUGUAUACUAAUGUCCCUACAAAUCCAACCGGGAAAGGCGGAAACGGCAACGAACCUCAAAGAGUGGUGGUCUCGAUAUACGGAAUGGGUUAAUUCGCGCAGUAAAGGACCCAAACCUCGAGCGAAGGGUGCUCUCUAUCGGAGACAGGAUGUAUAA
This is a messenger RNA of Serendipita indica DSM 11827, 2742 nucleotides long. The record is from the annotation of a GenBank genome assembly. NCBI's taxonomy places the organism in Eukaryota, Fungi, Basidiomycota, Agaricomycetes, Sebacinales, Serendipitaceae.